Messenger RNA from Penicillium coprophilum, 867 nucleotides. RefSeq lists its product as uncharacterized. NCBI's taxonomy places the organism in Eukaryota, Fungi, Ascomycota, Eurotiomycetes, Eurotiales, Aspergillaceae. The transcript is spliced from 3 exons. The record is from RefSeq and is a predicted model, not a curated record. The coding region runs from base 1 to 867 and encodes 288 amino acids.
AUGUCCGACGACGAUGAAUACUAUGAAUUCGAGGAUGAUUACAUGUAUGAGGACUUAGUCCCAGACAUGGUCGACGAUCUCGCCGCUUCCUCAUACUACGAAGCCGCCCUAUAUGAAGACCCAGGAAUUGAUGUCGAAGACUACUUCAGCGACUGGGACUAUUAUUCAGACGAUUACCACGACGAUGACGCAACCGUCGAACAAAGCGCAGAGAGAAAGAAAAGAACCGAGAUCGCAGCGACAGCACCACGACGAACGAAGCCUUCUUCCCGCGCAAUGGGCCGGAUCGCCAGAGGCGUGGUGUGGAAAACACCGGCGCUGGACCGGGAUCAGGACGUCGCCAUCUUAUAUGAGCCGGAUACAGGCGAGAAAGUCGCGCUUCUAGAGAACUGGCGGGAGGUCUUCAAACAUUCCCAGCCGGCUCUAGAUAGAUCACGCUUGAAAAGGCGAAACUUGAUCGAAUCCAAGCCCGUCGACCCCUCGCUGGCUGACGAUGGAAUGUUCGCUGAUGACGGCACCGACGAUGAGCUCGAUAGCUCGGACGAGAUGUCUGAUGUUGCCUCAUCGGAUACCUCGGGCGUUGAUGCUGGGGAUGCUGGGGAUGCCUCGAACACAACCCCGGAUCCGGACCCGGACUCUUUCCGCUCGCUGAAACUGUCUUCGCCCCCAAAGGUCGUGAUUCCGUUGAAGAGAGGGCGGAAGCGGAAGGCGGUUGAACAGAAGGAUGACACGGACGAGGACACAGCUCCGCCUCGUCCCAAGAGGCUUGAGUUGCGCAAAGCCGGUGCUCGCAAAGCCGGUGGUGACAAGGCUACAAAACGUGAUGCGGCACCGCCGGUGCGCAGGUCGGCUAGGCAGAAGAAAUAG